This is a messenger RNA of Thlaspi arvense, 4128 nucleotides long. NCBI's taxonomy places the organism in Eukaryota, Viridiplantae, Streptophyta, Magnoliopsida, Brassicales, Brassicaceae. The record is from the annotation of a GenBank genome assembly.
AUGGUGGGGCAAUUCCGUCAACAUCGCUUCCUCCUUUAUAUAUACUACGCUACACGAAGGCGAACGGAAGAACGAAAGAAAAAAUUCGAAGAAAUGGCGGCAGAAGAAGGACAAGUGAUCGGUUGCCACACGAAUGAUGUAUGGACCGUGCAGCUCGACACAGCCAAAGAAUCCAACAAGCUGAUUGUGAUCGAUUUCACUGCUUCGUGGUGUCCACCAUGCCGCAUGAUUGCUCCGAUUUUCGCCGACUUGGCCAAGAAGUUCAUGUCAAGUGCCAUCUUCUUUAAGGUGGAUGUCGAUGAACUGCAGGAUGUUGCUCAAGCCUUUGCUGUGGAGGCAAUGCCGACCUUUGUCUUCAUCAAAGACGGCAACGUUGUGGAUAAGCUCGUCGGUGCAAGGAAGGAAGAUCUUCAGGCGGCAAUCGUGAAGCAUACCGAUAUAAUGGAGAAGCUUUUCAUACCUUCAUUUCCCAAAACUUGUUUGAAUCAUCCAAUUCCAGCAAAGGUAGAGAAAUCGCCAGAAGUUCAUCCAAAAUCCAGAAAGAAAAACCUGUCUUUCACCAAGAAGAAAGAACCCAAUAUCAUUCCCGACGAGCAAUUAGACUACCUGUGUAGAAACGGAGGCCUGCUCGAAGCUGAGAAAGCUCUGGACUCGAUGUUUCAACAAGGAUCCAAGGUGAAACGAAGCACUUACCUCAACUUACUGGAAUCGUGCAUUGAUUCUGGUUCUGUUCAUCUGGGUCACGGAGUUUUACCUGAUGAUUUCUUGUUCCCCAAGAUAUUGCAGGGAUGUGCGAACUGCAAAGACGUUGAGACUGGGAGGUUGAUUCAUUCGGUGGUCAUAAAACUCGGGAUGACUUCGUGUCUGCGUGUAAGCAACUCGAUUUUAGCUGUGUAUGCGAAAUGUGGUGCGUUGAGUUUAGCGACGAAGUUUUUCCGACGCAUGGAGGAGAGAGAUGUGGUUGCUUGGAACUCAGUGCUCUUAGCUUACUGCCAAAACGGUAAACAUGAAGAAGCUGUAGGAUUGGUCGAAGAGAUGGAGAAAGAAGGAAUCUCUCCAGGGUUGGUUACUUGGAACAUAUUGAUUGGGGGUUAUAACCAGCUAGGAAAAUGCGAAGCUGCGAUGGAUUUGAUGCAGAAGAUGGAGAGUUUUGGUGUAACUGCUGACGUGUUUACAUGGACAGCGAUGAUCUCGGGAUUGAUUCAUAAUGGGAAGAGAUAUCAGGCAUUAGAGACGUUCAGGAAGAUGUUUUUAGCGGGUGUAGUGCCGAAUGAAGUCACUAUUAUGAGUGCCGUGUCUGCUUGCUCGUGUUUGAAAGUUCUGAACCUGGGAUCAGAAGUUCACUCUAUUGCUGUGAAGAUGGGCUUUAUGGACGAUUUGCUCGUGGGAAAUUCACUGGUUGAUAUGUAUUCGAAGUGUGGGAAGCUGGAGGACGCGAGGAAAGUUUUUGAUUCGGUGAAGAAUAAGGAUGUGUAUACUUGGAACUCGAUGAUAACAGGGUAUUGCCAAGCAGAGUAUUGUGGGAAGGCUUAUGAGUUGUUUACAAGGAUGCAGGAGGAUGCGAAUGUGAAACCAAAUAUUAUCACAUGGAACACGAUGAUCUCAGGAGAGAUACACGGUAGCGUGUUGCGGAGAAACCUAGACGCUGUUCAUGCUGUUAAAAACGCUUUAACAGAUACUUAUGGUAAGUCAGGGGAUAUAGGAUACGCAAGAACCAUGUUCAAGGGUAUGGAAACGAAAGACAUCAUAACUUGGAACUCGCUGAUUGGAGGUUAUGUUUUACAUGGUAGCUAUGGUCCAGCUCUUGAUCUUUUUAAUCAAAUGAAGACACAGGGGAUUAAGCCAAACAGGGGAACUCUUUCGAGUAUCAUCCUUGCGCACGGUCUAAUGGGAAAUGUAGACGAAGGAAAGAAAGUCUUCUCCAGUAUAGCGAAUGAUUACCAUAUUAUUCCUGCUCUGGAACAUUGUUCUGCUAUGGUAUCAUUGUACGGACGAUCCAACAGACUUGAAGAAGCUGUGCAGUUUAUCCAGGAGAUGAAUGUUCAAUCAGAGACGCCGAUUUGGGAGAGCUUCUUAACAGGCUGCAGGAUUCAUGGUGAUAUUGACUUGGCAAUCCAUGCAGCAGAGAACUUGUUCUCCUUGGAACCUGAAAAUCCAAUCACUGAAAAUUUGGUUGCGCAGAUCUAUGCACUAGGUACAAGACUUGGGAGAUCUUUAGAAGGAAAGAAACCGAGGAAAGAUAAAUUGCUGAAGAAACCUCUAGGGCAGAGCUGGAUUGAAGUCAGAAAUUUAAUUCACACAUUCACGAGUGGUGAUCAGUCGAAAUUAUGUACUGAGGUGCUGUAUCCCUGGUUGUUGCUGCAGAGUGUUCAAGGCAAGCAUGCAUCAGUUGGCCCAUGGGGAGGCCAAAGUGGUCAUGCCUGGGAUGAUGGAAUGUUCACCGCAGUAAGGCAAAUAAUUGUCGCCCAUGGUUCUGGUAUAGACUCCAUCCAAGUUGAGUAUGACAAGAAUGGUAGCUCGGUUUGGUCUGAAAAACGUGGAGGAAAGGGAGGCACGAAGUUUGAUAAGGUCAAACUUGAUUACCCGCAUGAGUAUUUGACUUCAGUAAAUGGGACCUACGGUAGCUUUGACGUCUGGGGCAAUCUAUGUGUCCGGUCGCUUACCUUUGAGAGUAACCGCAAAAAAUAUGGACCGUUUGGUACGUUCUUCUCGUUGCCAAAAUCAGACUCGAAGAUUAUUGGGUUCCAUGGGAAGGCUGGUUGGUAUUUGGAUGCUAUUGGUGUUCACCUUCAACCAAUUCCUAAAGAGAAUAGUCCCUCGUCGAAAAUGGUUUUGCACUCACAUCAAAAUAUCCACCAUGGUGAUAAAAAAUUCGAGUACUCGGUGAUUCAAGGAAGUGUAGGCCAAAACUUUGAUAUAGUUGUUGCACUCAAACAGAAAGAUUCAACUUUGCCUUCUUUUGAAUCCCGAGAUCACGCAGCUGCUGAGAUCACUAAACAUAAGCUGGUGACAGAGACUGAGAAGCCAAAAGCUGAAGGUGGUGCGAAAACGUAUGGACCAUGGGGUGGAAUCGGUGGUAUCAUAUUUGACGAUGGGAUAUAUACCGGAAUUAGACAAAUCAAUUUGUCACGCAGUGUCGGGAUUGUAUCGAUGAAGGUCUGUUAUGAUUUUAGAGGACAAGCUGUGUGGGGAAGCAAGCACGGUGGUAGGGGAGGAUUCAAACAUGAUAAGAUUGUAUUUGACUACCCAUCAGAGGUUCUAACACAUGUAACGGGAACAUAUGGACCGUUGAUGUACAUGGGACCUAAUGUGAUAAAGUCACUGACUUUCCACACCAACAAAGGAAAACAUGGACCUUUUGGAGAAGAACAAGGACCUUCUUUUACACAUAAAAUCGACGAGGGUAAAGUUGUUGGGUUCCUUGGAAGAGAGGGUUUGUUUCUUGAUUCCAUUGGUGUUCAUGUUAUGGAAUGCAAAAUCAGUCCCCUUAAGCCCUCUCCUCAAAAUGCAAUUGUUCCUCAUAAUAACUCCGGUGUCGCGGAAAUCCAAAAUUCCCCAUGGGCUAAUAAGCUAGUCCUUGCAGCAAACGGCCAUGGUGAAGAGUUCGAGCGUGGAGUCAUCAAAGAACCAACACCGAGCGGGCCUGGACCGUGGGGAGGCGACGGAGGUAAACCGUGGGACGAUGGAGUGUUUUCAGGGAUCAAACAGAUAUUUGUAACAAGAGCAAAUGAUGCAAUCUCUUCAAUACAAGUCGAGUACGAUAGAAAUGGACAAUCUGUUUGGUCCGUUAAACAUGGUGGUAACAGUGGUGGAGUCGCCACACACAGGAUUAAACUCGAGUAUCCAAACGAGAUGCUCACCUGCAUCUCAGGGUAUUACGGACCUUUGAACAAUUCGGAGAGAUCUAAUGUUGUCAAGUCUCUGACCUUCUACACGAGCCGUGGCAAGUACGGUCCAUACGGUGAAGAGACUGGAACGUAUUUCACUUCGACAACAACACAAGGUAAAGUGUUGGGGUUGCAUGGAAGAAGUAGCUCUUACUUGGACGCCAUUGGAGUUCACAUGCAGCAUUGGCUUGGCAACAAUAAGCCUAAUUUCAACAGGACUUCUUGUUUCAAGCUCUACUGA